Messenger RNA from Merops nubicus (carmine bee-eater), 384 nucleotides. Its product is annotated as coiled-coil domain-containing protein 70-like. The annotation marks the transcript as partial. The transcript has 2 exons. Lineage: Eukaryota; Metazoa; Chordata; Aves; Coraciiformes; Meropidae. The record is from RefSeq and is a predicted model, not a curated record.
CAAACAGCAAAGCAGGGCUGGGGUCCUGCUCGCUCUACUGCACCUCCUUCCAGCAGAAGCUCAUCAAGGAGCUGCAGGCUACAAAAGCCUUUCAGGAAGAGAUGCAGAGCUUUCAGGAGACAAUGAAGAGCUUUCGGGAGAAGAUCAAGGAGGAAGAGUCCUUGUGGGAGGAGGACGAUGCCGCUUUGGAGGAAGAAAAGGCUAUUCAGGAGGCAACAGAAGCCUUCUGGAGGGUGCAUGAUCGCUUCUGGAAGGACUGUCAUGCUUUCUGCAAGGAGAUUAAAAAUUUCUGGGAAGACUCUCAGCUCCUCUUGGAGGAAGAUGAGUUCCUGCUGGAUGAGGACAGAGUCCUGCUGGGCAGAAGCAGCACGUGGGCAUGUUGUG